AUGAGCGUUACCUUAGGACAAGUGGUUUAUUCAGCCGUGAAGCCGAUCUUCAAGAUCUACUUCAUUAUUGGAUUAGGGUACCUUCUUGCAAAGAAAAAUAUUCUCACGGUCACUACAUGUAGAGAUAUUUCAGACACAGUAGUGAGUGCAAUCAUGCCCUGUUUGAUUUUUGAUAAGGUUGUGACCAACCUUAAAUCUUCAGAUAUUAAAAACUUGGGAGUGAUAUCCUUCACGGGUACUCUUUUAUUUGUAUUUGGUGUCAUUUUGGCUUAUAUUAACUAUAUUGUAACAAGAUCUCCUAAGAGAUGGCUAGGAGGAUUACUCUCGGUGGGGUUAUUCCCCAAUAUUUCCGAUUUACCUAUCGCAUACAUGCAAACUCUUUCUGCCAGCGGGAAGAUCUUCACUACUGAAGAAGGUAAUCUUGGUGUCGCAUAUGUUUGUAUCUUUUUAGCUACUCAAGUAUUCUAUCAAUUUAGUAUGGGGUUAUAUCAACUUAUUGAAUGGGAUUUCCGGGAAGAAUUGCAACCAAAAGUUGAAGAUAUUGAAUCUAAAGCUGCCACAGAAAGAUCAUAUUCUCCUACAAGUACCGAACCAAUAACAAAUUUAGAUGAAGGUGACGAGGAUGAUGAAGAUGAUCAAACAUCUAUAGAAUCUUCUCAAUCACAAGAAAAUGUAAUAGAAAAGGAAGAAAAUUCCCCACAAAGACCUAAACCAGUCACCACACUUUCAGUUGAUGAAGAAAAUGCUCAACAUCUUGCCUUCUUAAGGAAACAACAUACGAUUGGUAGAUCCACAUCGAAUGCCAGGUCAUCCCUUUCUUCUGAUAGUAGUUAUCAUACUGGAGGCCAAUCCAUAGUCAUUCCAAAUGAAAAUGCAUUACAAUUGACAACUUCUCGUACAUCAGAUUUAAGAAGACAAAAAUCUCAAGAUAUUAAUGAUGUUAUUAAUGAAUACUCUGAAUUUGAAGAGUUAAGAUUAAGAAAAAGUGCCACUGAAGCAGCAUCCGCAAUUGGAUCAACAAUGCCAAUUCCAAGUAAUUCAAAUAUUCAGAAUGAUAAUGUACUGUUAGGUUCACAGGGGAAGAUUAAAAGAAGUUUUGGUGCUAAACUUCGUACAAACAUAGUACCUAUUCUUAAAAACUUUCUUGCCCCCAACUCCUUGUCAUUAAUUCUUUCAAUUUCAAUUGCAAUGGCUCCACCAUUAAAGGCAUUAUUUGUACAUUCUGCAUUCAAACAUAUUCCAGAUGCCCCUGAUGAAGAACCUCCAUUAUCUUUCAUUAUGGAUUUCACUGGGUAUGUUGGGGCCGCUUCAGUUCCAUUGGGAUUAUUGCUUCUUGGUGCUACUAUUUCAAGAUUGCAAGUGAAGAAGAUGCCUCCAGGAUUUUGGAAAACAGCAUUAGGGGUUACAGUAUCUCGAUUGAUAAUCUUACCCAUCAUUGGAGUUGGUCUCACUACUGUGUUCUAUAAAGGAGGUUGGUAUGGAGACGAUAAACUUGUUCGGUUUGUCAGUGUCUUGGAGUUUGGUUUACCCAGUGCCACAGCCUUGGUUUACUUCACUGCCUUCUACACAGACCCAAACUCCGAUGAUCAUUUACAAAUGGAUUGUUUAGCUGUUUGUUUGAUUUUCCAAUACUCUGCCCUUUUCAUCACCCUUCCAUUUUUGGUGAGUUUUACCUUGAAGGUUUCUCUAGGGUUUUAA
This is a messenger RNA of [Candida] anglica, 1698 nucleotides long. NCBI's taxonomy places the organism in Eukaryota, Fungi, Ascomycota, Pichiomycetes, Serinales, Debaryomycetaceae. The record is from the annotation of a GenBank genome assembly.